AUGGCCGCCGCGCCGCCGCCCACGGUAACCAAGUCCCCGCCGUCGCUGGUCCCGCCGGCGGGGCCCACCCCGGGCGGCUCCCUCCCGCUCUCCUCCAUCGACAAGACCGCCGCCGUUCGCGUCUCCGUCGACUUCAUCCAGGUCUUCCCCGCCCCUACGUCGGGGAAUAAGGAGGACCGGAGCGCCUCCUCUGCGAUCGCGGCCAUGCGCGAGGGCUUCGCCAAGGCGCUCGUGCCGUACUACCCCGUCGCCGGCCGCAUCGCCGAGCCAGUCCCGGGGGAGCCUGAGAUCGAGUGCACGGGGGAAGGGGUGUGGUUCGUGGAGGCCGAGGCGAGCUGCUCCCUCGAGGAGGCGAGGAACCUCGAGCGCCCGCUGUGCAUCCCCAAGGAGGAGCUGCUCCCGCGUCCGCCGGCCGGGGUGCGCGUGGAGGACACCCUGCUGCUCGCGCAGGUUACGAAGUUCACAUGUAGUGGAUUUGCUGUGGGCAUUUGCUUCAGUCACUUGGUGUUUGAUGGGCAGGGUGCUGCACAAUUUCUGAAAGCAGUUGGUGAGAUGGCUAGGGGCCUCCCUGAGCCAUCGAUCAAGCCAAUCUGGGCUCGGGAUGCCAUCCCCAACCCACCUAAGCCACCCCUAGGCCCGCCACCGUCAUUCACCGCAUUCAACUUUGAGAAGUCAGUUGUUGAGAUCUCUCUGGACAGCAUCAAGCGUGUGAAGGACCAGGUUGCAAGUGAAACCAACCAGAAGUGCUCCACUUUUGACGUGGUCACUGCCAUAAUCUUCAAAUGUCGCGCCUUGGCAGUCGACUUUGCACCUGAUGCUGAGGUUCGCCUGGGCUUUGCAGCCAGCACUCGCCACCUGCUGAGCAAUGUGCUGCCCUCGGUCGAAGGCUACUAUGGGAACUGUGUGUACCCAGGUGGCCUCACCAAGACCAGCCAGGAGGUGAAGGAAGCUUCACUGGUGGAGAUCGUGACCGCGAUCAGGGAAGCCAAGGAAGCUCUGUCGUCGAGGUUCCUUGACUGGUUGAGCGGCGGCGCCAAGGAGAAGCACUACAACGUGUCACUGGACUAUGGCACCCUCGUCGUGACUGACUGGAGCCAUGUGGGUUUCAACGAGGUUGACUACGGGUUCGGCGAGCCAAGCUACGUGUUCACCCUGAACGACGACGUUAACAUCGUUCCCUCCGUUGUGUACCUGAAGCCACCCAAGCCCAAGCAGGGCAUCAGGCUGGUGCUGCAGUGCGUGGAAGGGCAGCACUCUGCCGUGUUCAGCGAGGAGUUGCAGAAGCAUGCAUAG
Molecule: messenger RNA, 1293 nt
Organism: Miscanthus lutarioriparius
Lineage: Eukaryota; Viridiplantae; Streptophyta; Magnoliopsida; Poales; Poaceae
Source: the annotation of a GenBank genome assembly